AUGCAGGCGAUAUGCAGGUACAGGGACCCCAAGAGAUUGAGGGCCAGGCCGGGCCAGGCCAGCCACCGCCACAGAGCGUGGGAGAAAAAGAAAAGGGACAUGCACGUACGAGACAGGACGAGAAACAGAGAAGUCCGCAGGUGUGGUCAGGGCCUCGUUUUGCCGAAGGGUAGCGCGGCUUCAGACCACCACAGACAGACAGGACACAUACAGUAUGUAAGUAUACACGUCAGGCAGUUAGCCCGUAGUCAACCCGCGAAAGACGCCUAUAUAUGCCGCGGCUGGCGCUUCGCCCGGGGCUUUUUCAACACCCGGCAACUGGACACGGCAGGACCGGGACCUGGCAUGAGGUGAAGAGGCGAAGGUCAAGCAGUACUCCGUGUGUAUGUCUCAUCUGUCCAUCGGAAGGGAUAGCCGGCAAGCUUCGCCGCCGGCCGCCCGCCAAGCGUGUUUGGCCGUCUUUUGGUUUCGUACAUGGUCCGAGUCCUAAAGACGAAGCCGGAGAUGGGUCCGGUUCGGACCCGUGGGAAUCAGCGGUAGGACUGCGCAAGGCCACAGUAAGCGGCAGAGCAAGAGCUCCAUCGCAGCCCGAGAGCAAGAUUCGCGGGCAAGGCAUCCAUACUACCUCCCACCAAUCUUCAAGGAGAUCAAGAAGACUCAUCCGAAAACUCUGUCCACGAGCUACUUCCGCCCAUCCAUACAUACGUCCGUACGCACGCACGCAUGGCCGGCCUACUGUGGCAGGUGCGGAGUCAUAGUCCGAGUCCGCCAUGCAGGCGAAGAUGAGCCGUGCCACUGGCUCGGUAUGGGUUCAAAGCCAUAGCAAGCCACAACGCCCCCACAAACGUACCGUUUUGAAAACUUUCAACUCACUCACCAGCGGCCCAAGAAGACUACUCGCAGAUUUGAA
Molecule: messenger RNA, 910 nt
Organism: Parathielavia appendiculata
Lineage: Eukaryota; Fungi; Ascomycota; Sordariomycetes; Sordariales; Chaetomiaceae
Exons: 1
Coding region: 273-758 (161 amino acids)
Source: RefSeq, a predicted model, not a curated record